UCCAAGAGCGCGGAGAGUCCGGCGGAGGACAUCUCCAAAAUGACCGACGAGGAGCUGCUGAAGUGGGGCAAAGAGGAGCUGGUGCGGCGGCUGCGGAGGGCGGAGGCGGGGAAGAGGAGCGCCAUCGUGGAGCACAGCAAUCUGAUGCGGGAGGUCAACCGGAGACUCCAGCAGCACCUGAACGAGAUCCGGAGUUUAAAGGACGUGAACCAGAAACUGCAGGAGGAUAACCAGGAGCUGCGGGACCUUUGCUGCUUCCUGGACGACGACCGUCAGAAGGGGAAGCGGGUGUCACGUGAGUGGCAACGCCUUGGCCGCUACAGCGCCGGCCUGAUGCGGAAGGAGGUGUCCAUCUACUUGCAAAAGCUGAAGGAGCUGGAGCAGCGGCAGGUGGAGGUCAUCCGGGAAAACCUGGAGCUCAAGGAGGUGUGCCUCAUGCUGGAGGAGGAGAGGGCUGCGGCCGUGGCUGGAGGUGGAGGUGGCGGAGGGCACGGAGGCCCCGGACGUAGGAGCUCCGUUGACAGUCAGAGCAGCCUGUCUCAGCUAGGUGGGGGUGUCCCAGUGCCUGGCCUGCUGCGGGACGUCGGCGACGGGAGCAGCACCUCCAGUGCAGGUAGCACCGAUAGCCCAGACAACCCCCACCUCAAACCCCCUACGCUGGGCUCAAACGCCAGCCCUGGAUCGAGGUGCGCCCCAUCGGAGCAAUUCCACAAACCGGGAGACGUGUGCGAAUCCACUGGCAGGAGGCACAGCUCCACUCCAGAGUACCACACCUUCCCACAGUCCUGCCGCCCCCGUGGGGGCUCCCUGACCAACCUGGACCCACUUGGCCCCCAAGCGCGCAGCCACGAGAAACAAGGCAGGUCCCCGACCAGGCUAACGUGCCACCCCCACGCCAAUCCCUGCAGCUCGGACCUGCUAGCCCACAAACAGCUGUCCAUGUCGGGGCAGGCGUCACCUGGUGGCGGGAAGGGCUCUGCCAAGUCCAGCCCGGAGUUGAGUCAGAGACACCGGUUGGUCAACAUGGCUGGGGCGGGCUGCGGUAGUCCAGAGGCCAAGCUGGCAGCGAUGGGGACACCAGAGCACCUGAGGAAAGGGAGGGUGAUUGUGGGUAGUCCGGAGUCCAUAAGGCACCACCACCACCACUAUCAGCACAGCCCUGGGGCUGAGCAUGGCAAGGGGAGGUAUGGCAGUGGCUCCCCCGGCCGGGACGGGGGUCAGAGUAGGACAGGGGGAGAGGAGUUGGCCCCCCACCAUCAGAGUCUGUACAACGGAGUUGGUGCUCUGAUAUCUGCUGGCUGCUGCACCCACUCCUGUAGGAACGUAAAGCUUUGGGACAGGUAA
Messenger RNA from Anoplopoma fimbria (sablefish), 1344 nucleotides. Its product is annotated as coiled-coil domain-containing protein 85A-like. The transcript is spliced from 4 exons. The record is from RefSeq and is a predicted model, not a curated record. NCBI's taxonomy places the organism in Eukaryota, Metazoa, Chordata, Actinopteri, Perciformes, Anoplopomatidae. The coding region runs from base 40 to 1344 and encodes 434 amino acids.